AUGCCCCCACAAGCCCAACAGCAUGAAGAUCUCACACCCACAUACACGCACCCACUCACUCACCCGCGAGCGCCUUCCUCCCCCCUGCCCCCGCCCCCGCCGCUUUGCAACGCGCCCAGCACCUCCCCGAAGCCCCCCUCCUCAGCUUUCAACGACCUCCUCUCCUCUCUCUCUCUCUCUCUCUCUCUCUCUCUCUCUCUCUCUCUCUCUCUCUCUGUAGCAACAGGAAAUGAUGACUUUUGUCUGACAUCGUGUCCUGAUGUGCCUUGCUUGCCCCCGUGUGUGCAUGUGCUCUCUCUUUGUGCUCUCUCUUUGUGCUCUCUCUCUCUCUCUCUCUCUCUCUCUCUCUCUCUCUCUGCUCUCUCUCUCUCUCUCUCUGCUCUACUUUUUUUUUUCCGGGUUCGCGAGAGCGGCAGCGGCAAAGGAGAAAAGCAGGUGGCAGUGGACGGUGGUUGUGACGGCGGGAGCAAAAGGGGUUCUGCUGCCAACAGCGGCAGCAGCGAGUGA
This is a messenger RNA of Monosiga brevicollis MX1, 507 nucleotides long. RefSeq lists its product as uncharacterized. The record is from RefSeq and is a predicted model, not a curated record. NCBI's taxonomy places the organism in Eukaryota, Choanoflagellata, Craspedida, Salpingoecidae. The transcript has a single exon. The coding region runs from base 1 to 507 and encodes 168 amino acids.